AUGUUCACCAAAGGCAAGCCCCGAACCCCUCUGGCCAACAACCAGGCCAAGUUCAAGGGUCAACUGGCCAAUAAUGGCUCGCAACUCAGCUUUUCAACGGCCGCUCAAGCUUUGCGCAAGAAUAGCAGCCAAUUGCGGCAAACUAAAUUAAGUGUCUGUCGCAAAAACAAUAAACUAAAGUACGAUGGCUUUGCGGAGGAAGAAGAGCCCAAAAUGCGACCCAAAAAGGAGUUUGUCUACAUUCCAACGCCGAGCAGCCAGGAAAAGUCCCGUUGCGAAGUGUCAGACCAAAAGGAUGACAAAACAGGGUUGCCGAGUUGCCCGAUGUCCAAGCCAGGACGAAAUCUUGUAAGCUUGAUCGGUCGCGUGGAUUUCUGUCUUAAAACCCACAAAAUUAAUCCAGAUAUAAACGCCAUUUGGAAUGUUUACGGUAAAUUGCUGCGCAUUUUUGAGGGAAAACGUGGGGAACACCUUAUAAUCGUGCGUGACGACGGCUCGAAAUCCAUCCUCCAGGGCAUUUAUUACGAUUUCGAAGGUGUUUUGAAAACUUGGAGCACAGGCGGCUUUGUUCAUCUCGUGGGUCAUUUUAUUCGCGAGAAUCGCCUGCAAAUAUUCAGUAUCGCCCAGGUAAGCGAUAUUCUUUCGCAACAACAAUUUAUGCGCAUCGAAAAUGUGACAACGUAUGUUCUGAUGCAAAACAAUGUGCAUAAGUAAUU
Molecule: messenger RNA, 716 nt
Organism: Drosophila takahashii
Lineage: Eukaryota; Metazoa; Arthropoda; Insecta; Diptera; Drosophilidae
Source: RefSeq, a predicted model, not a curated record